Messenger RNA from Chinchilla lanigera (long-tailed chinchilla), 2286 nucleotides. RefSeq names its product NOP2/Sun domain family, member 3 (gene Nsun3). Gene Ontology annotation, cellular component: mitochondrial large ribosomal subunit. Lineage: Eukaryota; Metazoa; Chordata; Mammalia; Rodentia; Chinchillidae. Gene Ontology annotation, molecular function: methyltransferase activity. The transcript is spliced from 6 exons. Bases 25 to 1092 code for a protein of 355 amino acids. Gene Ontology annotation, biological process: rRNA methylation. The record is from RefSeq and is a predicted model, not a curated record.
CUUUGUGUGGGCGGACGGCUUUCGAUGCUAAGUGGUGUAGAACUGUUGUGCAGAAGCUCGCGGAGGAUAAUGCUGACUCGGCUGAAAGCAAAAUCGGAAGGCAAGCUUGCAAAGCAGAUUUGCAGAGUUGUGUUGGAGCACUUUGACAAGGAGUAUUCCAGAGAACUUGGAGGUUCCUGGAGCACAGUAAGGGAUGUACUAACAUCUCCAUCAUUGUGGCAGUAUGCUGUCCUCCUCAACCGAUUCAAUUACCCUUAUGAACUGGAAAAGGAUUUACAUUUGAAGGGCUAUCAGAGACUUUUUCAAGGGUCUUUACCCUACUAUCCUAAAUCAAUGAAAUGUUACCUCAGCAGAACUCCAGACCGAAUGCCUUCAGAAAGACAUCAAACUGGAAAUCUGAAAAAAUACUAUCUUCUGAACGCUGCUUCUCUUCUUCCAGUACUGGCUCUAGAAUUAAGGGAUGGAGAGAAGGUUUUGGAUCUGUGUGCUGCUCCUGGAGGCAAAUCAGUGGCACUGUUGCAGUGUGCAUGGCCAGGUUAUCUUUAUUGUAAUGAAUACGAUAGUCUGAGAUUGCGAUGGCUGAAGCAGACGUUAGAAUCGUUCAUCCCACAACCUUUGAGAAAUGUAAUUAAAGUAUCUGAAUUGGAUGGCAGAGAAAUAGGAGAUGCCCAGCCUGAAACGUUUGACAAGGUGUUAGUUGAUGCUCCGUGUUCCAAUGAUCGAAGUUGGUUGUUCUCUUCCGAUUCUCAGAUGGCAGCCUGGAGAAUACAUCACAGGAGAAGCUUACCUGUUCUACAGUUAGAGCUCUUAAGGUCUGCAAUCAAAGCCCUGCGUCCUGGAGGGUUACUCGUGUACUCUACCUGCACGCUUUCCAAGGCAGAAAAUCAAGAUGUGGUCAGUGACGCUGUGAACUCCUACAGUAACAUCGUGCCCGUGGACCUUAGGGGAAUCGCAAAGCAUUGCUCCCAAGACUUCACGUUUGCUCCCACUGGCCAAGACUAUGGGCUCUUGGUGAUUCCAGAAAAGGGCAAAGCCUGGGGCCCAAUGUACGUAGCUAAGCUGAAAAAAUUACAGAGCAUUGGAAGAUGGUGACAUGAAGUUUGUAAACCAUGUUGAUAUAUUACUGUAUUUAUUUUUCUGAGUUCUCUGCCGAUUAAUGUUUGAAUAAUUAUGCGAUCAUUUUCCCUGGAUCUAUUUGAAUCCUAUUAAAUUAAUACUUUAGCAUCUCAGAAGUUAGGCUUAAGAAUUUUUCAGGUGUAUAUUUUCCGAGAAUACAUCUGUAGCAAUGAUUUAAAGUGGUACAGAUGGUAUUUGUUCUGUGUAAUAAAUCUGGUGUCUCUUACUUAAUAUUUUAUAGUUAAAUUAAUCAGAAUACAUGGCUUUGUGCAUAAAAUGUUUAGAACUACACUCUAUCCAUGAUUCUUUCCUUGGUGCUUUUAACCCUUUAAAGGUGCACUUUGCCAGCACUCUUCCUGUUUUCCUCCUAAUUAGAUGUGCAGAUUUUUUUGUAAGACCUGAUUGUUACUCUGACGCUAACUUCUUAAGCAGCAUAGUUUCUAGUUCUAGCAAAAUAGGUUUCUUAUUUGCAAAGUUGUUUUCUGUUAAGAACUAUCUUCUGUUUAUUGCAAAGGUCAGUGACUCUAUUGACACCAGUUUUAUUCCCCCCCUUUUUCUGGUAUUCACAAAUGCUAAUUGAAAGGGUAAAUUAUGUUGAAAGGCCUUUGGAACAGCAGGUUCACAUACACAUAUUUGGCUUUCGACAUUCAGCUUGUAGAGUAACGGCAUCUAUCCAGCAGGCUGUAAAGGAGGUACUUGAAAUAAAACCAGAAUGAUUAAUACCUGCCAUAAGAUUAAUACCUGAGCUGUGUUUGGAGAGUUUUGUUACAUAACUGUGGCCAUAAUGAGUGCUGCAGAAUCUGAUGAUCUUACCGUUGCAGUCUGGAGAGGCUUUUCAUCUCCCUCUGUGAUAACAUGUUACAGGAGAGUGUGAUGUCACACGUCAAUGCACAAGAGGAGGGCCUGAUGAGAGUGGGUGGUGCUGCUACCAAAACCCAGUACUAGAGUCUAACUGGCUCUCUCUGUCUACACGUCCAGGGAACAUUGUAGGUGUGCUUUACAUGUGUUUACAAUUUUAACCUCGGUUUCGGAGCAUGUUUUCUCCAACUGCCUCACCAUAUUUUUCCAACAAAUAAGAAGAGUCAUGCAGCAUACUUCAGUGUAAAUUUGGAAAUUAGUCUUUAAAAGUACUUUGUGAUUAUAGAAAUAAAAGCUUUUGCUGAAGCUGAA